Strongylus vulgaris is the source of this 675-nucleotide messenger RNA. Lineage: Eukaryota; Metazoa; Nematoda; Chromadorea; Rhabditida; Strongylidae. The record is from the annotation of a GenBank genome assembly.
AUGCCUUCACACAAGUGUUAUGCGUUCCACUGGCAGUCGAACGUAAAUGUGCAUCAUGUCGGUGUCGAAGACAUGGUGCUACUCAGCAAGCUUACCGAGCAGUCUAUUACCGAUAAUCUUAAGAAACGGUUUCAUGGCAACAGCAUCUUCACUUACAUCGGACCGGUACUAAUCUCAGUGAAUCCUUUCAAACAAAUGCCUUAUUUUACUGAAAAAGAUAUGGAUCAAUAUCAAGGAGCCGCUCAAUAUGAGAAUCCACCACACAUUUACGCUUUAGCCGAUAAUAUGUACAGGAAUAUGCUGAUUGACAAUGAGUCACAAUGUGUGAUAAUCAGCGGUGAAAGCGGUGCUGGCAAGACUGUGGCCGCAAAAUACAUCAUGAGUUAUAUAGCACGUAUCUCUGGAGGAGGUCCCAAAGUUCAACACGUGAAAGAUGUCAUUCUCCAAUCGAAUCCAUUACUUGAAGCCUUUGGUAAUAGUGCAACUGUCAGAAAUUGGAACUCAUCGAGGUUUGGUAAAUAUGUACAAAUCGUUUUUGGCAGAGGAGGAGAACCAAUUGGUGGCAAGGUGACAAACUUCUUACUGGAGAAGUCACGAGUGGUUCAGCAGAAUCAUGGUGAUCGAAAUUUUCACAUUUUCUAUCAGCUAUGCGCAGGAGCUGGAAAAAAUGUUAAA